This is a messenger RNA of Cavenderia fasciculata, 2877 nucleotides long. RefSeq lists its product as uncharacterized. The coding region runs from base 1 to 2877 and encodes 958 amino acids. The record is from RefSeq and is a predicted model, not a curated record. Lineage: Eukaryota; Evosea; Eumycetozoa; Acytosteliales; Cavenderiaceae. The transcript has 6 exons.
AUGCUUAUUUAUUGCAAACAAACCUCUAUCUCAACCAACUCCUCAAUGGUCUAUUAUUCACUUUCAGAGGACUCGAUAGAGAUUAAUCCAUCAUCACUUCGUAAAUAUAAUCUAAAUAUUCAUACAUUACAUUCAUUAUGUAUUUCAUUAAAUAGUGCCUUGGAAGGUUCAAAACAUUAUGUUGAACAAGUUGAAUCAUUUAUGGCAUCAUCAUUUACACUUGCCAAUGAUCUCUAUAAGAUUGGAUUACAAAUACCACAGAUUGGAGAAUUGUCAACAUCCAUCUCACAAUUAAACAAAGAGAUCAAUGUAUUAUUGCCAGCAAGUGUAAGAGAUUGCAAGGUUAUUCUAGACUAUUCAGUAGAGAAUUCUGUAUUUGUAGAUCAAACUGAAACAUUCAAGAAUCUAAAACAAGAGGUAGAUAAAUACUUGGUAGAAUCUAUUCAAUAUAGAAGAGAUCUUAAAAUGCUACUUCAAAAAUACUCUGCAAAAUCAUUAUCCGAUAGUCAGAGUGAUAAGAUUGCUUCGGUCAUGGCUAAACUAACUCAAUCAAUUAGUUUCUAUGAAAAGUAUCUAUCUCUAUUGGAAUCAGAGUUGGAUGAGUUUUGUGGUGCUAGAAAGAAAUAUUUAUUAAAUUUAUCUCAAAAUAUUUUAAAUUUACAUCAUUUGGUUCACUUUGGUAGAAAGUUACCACCCACUCAAUCCUCUCCAGACACUACUACUACUACUACAACUACAGAAGAAGAUAAAUCAAUACCAACAUUAACAGCAUCAGAAGCAUCACUUAUAAGAAAGACAUUUUCAGCAGAUAGUAUAAGUAGUUUGAACCACUUGAAUAUUACCAAAAAGACAAUGUCACCACCACCAACCAACUUUGAUGACAUUAUUGAAAAUACUAUCUACCUCAAAGCCUUUAGAAUAUUCUCUGAAAAACAUCAUGGUAUCGAAAAUCUAUUAUUCUAUCUUGAUUGUCAUUCACUCAAGCAAUUGGAAGCUCGUUCAGCACCACGUGAAACAGUCAGAUCAAUGUUUUUAAAUAUGUACAAUAAUUAUAUCACUCCGGGUUCAUCUUUUGAAAUUAAUAUCGAUUCUGAAGCAAGAUCUGCUAUCGAUGAUAGACGUUUAAAUCUAUUUUUAGAUCAAGAUAUUUAUCCAAGUUUAUCAAUUGCAAUUGAAGCAAUUUCCUCUUUAUUAAAUUAUUCAAUGUUUCCAUUAUUUUUAAAGAGUCCACUCUAUCAAGCAGCAGCAAUAUUAGAAAGAGGUAGUCAACAACCAACAGAGACUAUAGGUGUAUCUAAACUUACCAAAUCACUCGAUACAUUGAUUAGUAAUCCAAUUGGUUUGGAAUACUUUUUACUCUACCUCAGACCAUCUAGACCAACAUCACCAAACAGCGGUAGCAGCAACAAUACAACACCUUCAUCUUCAUCACCCUAUUUUAGAGAUAGAUCCAACAGUAUGGUUAUUGGAGGUUCAUCACCAAGCCAUUCUGCACCCUCAUCUGCUUCUACUUCACCCAAUUCAGUUUCUCCAUUGACAUCAUCACUUUUAUCACCAAGAUUCUCACCACUACUUUUACAAACACCCGCCGUUUCUCCCAUCGACGCUAGAAACAUGGUCUUUUUGUGGCUCAAUAUCAAUAGACUCAAGGUACUUGCUGAAGAGUUUAUUGAUCAGUAUGCAUACGAACUGUACGACACUUAUAUUCGUAAUGGUGCUGAAAAGGAGAUUUCUGUGCUAUCUGCUGUAGACUCUGUUAGACAUUCGAUUCAAGAAGCUAUUGCCUCUAAACAAAGAGCCAAAGUAUUGAUGGCAUUUGACAAUAUUGGUCAAGAUAUCAUACUUCAACUCACAAACACCCAUUUCCAACUAUUCCUUCAAAGCAAUGUUUGCAAGGAUAUGUUGGGACGUGAGGAAAAGAUGAUUAAAUACAUGGAAAAGGAUAAAAAGAAACCAGAAAACAAGGUUGACCUUCAGUUUGAACAAAUCUCUAGAGAGAAAUUAAAAGCAAUAUUCCCAAGAACUAGAGAACGUCAAGUAUCUGUUAAACCAGGUGCACUCUCACCCAUUACAAUCUCUCCUACUCUUUUGGACAAACCCGUAUCUUCUGGUCAACCUUCUCUUUCACCAACUUCCACUAGUUCCUACAACAAAGCUUUACCACCACUUCCAGCAUCAGCAUUAUCUAAUUCCAACAAUUCAUCUUCAUCUAAUCCAACCAUUGUAACAACAACAACAGCACCAUUAAAUAGUAGUACAAGUAGUAAUGGUAGUAAUAGUGGUGGCGGUACAACAACAACAACAUCAACAGUAUUUGAACACUCUACCUCUCAUCCAUCGACACCAUCAAAAGCACCAUUGACACCAAAUAUUUCACAACAAAGAAAACAAUCCAACUUUGAUCUAACUACCACACUUCCAGGUGGAGGUGGACCAACAACAGCAGCCGACAAACCAAAUGAAGUUUUUUGUUAUAUUCUCUCUGAACCAACAUGGUUGGAUACCUUUAAACGAUUUGUAAAGUCUGAGAAAUGUGAAGAACUACUUCUUUGUUGGAUGGAGUUGGAGAGAUACUGUAGAUCGAGUAAAUCAUCAUUGGCAGCUGCCAACAAUAUCUAUGAAAACUUCUUCCUCGAAGGAUCUCCACUCGAAGUCAAUCUGGAGCCAGAAUUAAAACUUGCUGUAAGGGAUGCACUCAAAUCAGAAGUAUUGUCAACCAUUGACCAACAACUCAAACUUAGUUGUCAAUCAUCAUUUGAAUUGUUACGUGUUGAUUGCUUUGGUAGAUUCAUCAGAAGCAAUGUAUUUAAAGAUUUGGUUCAACAAGUUGGUGAUCCAUUCGAUUCAAAGAAUAGAAAAAAAAUAACAAAGAAAUAA